UUUUCAUUUCUUUUCUAUAUUCAUAGGUUUUAUUUUUGGGUUGUAUGCAACAAAGUUUGAAAGACGAAGAUGGCUGCUAAGAUGAGCAGUGGCCUCCUGACGGGACUCCUUCUCUUCUUUCUGGUUCUGGUGAUGAUUCAGGUCGGUGAGGCUAUAUUGCAAGACAUGCCUCCCACUGAUACAAGGUGCGUGUGUCAAGAAAUCAAUAGUAAUGUAGACAUAAUCUCCGAGGAUCAUUCCACUAUCUCAGUUAAGUUGAACUUCCCAUACAACAAAAAUAUUAGCAUCAACGUUGGCCGCUGUAAAACUACUCAGAAAGAAAAGAUCGAGGGAAUGGAGGUGGAGAUUAGAAAACUUGAAGGCACAGUCAAAGCCAUCCAUGAAAAUCUACUCAAGCUAAUAAACGGAGACGCCGAUGUGAUAACAGUGAGUGCGAACACCAACACACUAUUAGCUUCGUACAGUGUAAUGGCGGUGAUUAUUUGCAUUAUGGUCUCUGUUUAUCAAGUAGUCUGCUUGAAGGCAUACAUAGAGGCGAACAAACUUACAUAAAGAUUUGUGAUUCAUCGAGAUCCUUUUCCAUACUUUUUUAUGUUGAAUUAUAUUCAGGUUUCUCUUUUCUAUCUUUUUUUUUUGGUAAAAUUCUCCUUUCUAUCUUUCUUGUUCACACUGUGAAAUCAUAUUAUUGCAUAAAGGUAUUCUAGCUUC
This is a messenger RNA of Brassica napus (rape), 708 nucleotides long. RefSeq names its product transmembrane emp24 domain-containing protein p24delta3. The transcript has 5 exons. Gene Ontology annotation, biological process: Golgi organization; endoplasmic reticulum to Golgi vesicle-mediated transport; intracellular protein transport. Gene Ontology annotation, cellular component: COPII-coated ER to Golgi transport vesicle; endoplasmic reticulum-Golgi intermediate compartment; endoplasmic reticulum. The coding region runs from base 70 to 552 and encodes 160 amino acids. Lineage: Eukaryota; Viridiplantae; Streptophyta; Magnoliopsida; Brassicales; Brassicaceae. The record is from RefSeq and is a predicted model, not a curated record.